AUGAGACGAUGCACGGUGCUCCGCCCAACCUCCUUGACGAGAGAGGCGCUGCUAAGGAAAGUCGAAGCUGGCCUUGGACACGACGCGGACGGCGAGUCAUUAACGGUUGAUCCCAAGGCCAAGAUCAUCUCCACGGCGGCUGGAGAUCUUCCCAUCUCGCCGAUAUUUGAUCCAGCAUGGAUGCAAGCCAGGAGAAGGACUGAAAAGGCUGCUCCUGGUCCGCCGCUUGGCAGGUUUCGACGGAAACUGGCAAACAAUCCAUUUGCACAAGCUCUCGCUACACCAAUACGAAGAUGCCCAAGCAGCAACACGAGCUUACCACGCUACUUCCUACAAGACUUUGAGCUUAUAAAGCACCCGACGACUGGCAUGCCCUGGUGGGCUCCCGGCCCGUUAUCUUUCGAGCAUGUUCAGCCCACAAAGAGAUUAGACGAAGCACAAGCCAGCAUCAGCAACGGACACGAUGGAGAGGCCUCGGCGGCGGAGCCCAUGUCGAUUCCUGCUGCAGGUCGAAACGAUAACGCACAAGCCCCGGAGGAGCAUGGCCGCCGACUGCGGAGAGCACCCAUAACGAGUUACAUGCUGAAUCGCAAGCUGCUGGUUGACAUGGUUGGUGGGCUAAACAAGAAAUACCUCGCAAUGCUACUGGCGGCCCGAAGCGGCAUGGCUAUCGCCCCGGACAGUAAGACUGCUGUCUGGAGGGAAGAUAUGGGCGAUGUGCUCCUGCAGAUGAUGCGUCAACAGGCAACGGAUGCGCUAGCUACUCGAGGCAAUCGGUUACACGAACCCAAACACAAAUUCAUCGAACCCUGUGCGAAUUGGAAGGAUGUCAAAGGCGUCAGAUUGCGGGGCUGUGUUCUCUGGCUGCCUGCGAAGAAAGAUGCGGCAGAUCAGUAUGCAACACUGGAUAUCGGGGAAGCUCAAUACGGAAGGAAGAUGGUUGUGCAUAAUCUACAUUGGCUACUCGGCGAGGGGGAGGUGCAGCGGCUGAGAGACUCGGCUCAACUGUUUCGAGAUGGAGAAAUCUUCGUGCUGAAGCAAUGGCCGAGUAUGAGCGUGAUGAAGCUGCAUCUCUUACUGUGGAGGCUACAGGGCUAUCUGGCGGCACCGGAUGCAGGCAGCUCUCCACGACGGCAGUGA
Messenger RNA from Trichoderma breve, 1140 nucleotides. RefSeq lists its product as uncharacterized. NCBI's taxonomy places the organism in Eukaryota, Fungi, Ascomycota, Sordariomycetes, Hypocreales, Hypocreaceae. The coding region runs from base 1 to 1140 and encodes 379 amino acids. The record is from RefSeq and is a predicted model, not a curated record. The transcript has 3 exons.